GUAAGAACAUUGAUUGAGAAAUUUAUUUCGCCAAGUCGGGCCUUCGGACUUACAAAUGUUGAUCAAUCUGAAAAGGUUUCAGAUCAAUCAAAAUACCACAUAUCUCAUCUUCCCAAGGCU
Molecule: messenger RNA, 120 nt
Organism: Racocetra persica
Lineage: Eukaryota; Fungi; Glomeromycota; Glomeromycetes; Diversisporales; Gigasporaceae
Source: the annotation of a GenBank genome assembly